This is a messenger RNA of Pistacia vera, 3074 nucleotides long. RefSeq names its product probable methyltransferase PMT25. Bases 203 to 2785 code for a protein of 860 amino acids. The record is from RefSeq and is a predicted model, not a curated record. NCBI's taxonomy places the organism in Eukaryota, Viridiplantae, Streptophyta, Magnoliopsida, Sapindales, Anacardiaceae. The transcript has 9 exons. Gene Ontology annotation, cellular component: trans-Golgi network; cytoplasm; endosome. Gene Ontology annotation, molecular function: methyltransferase activity.
CUUGUUAACAUUAGCUGUCACGCUCUCUUCGUAUCUCGUUUAUCCUCUCUCUCUCUCUGACACCGGGGAACUUGCUUACGCACUCUUCAGAUUCGAGACAACCCCUGUUCACUUGACGGAGGUGGUUGAUCUUACCAUUAGAUGAUGUAUAGUUAUUGCUUAACCUGGUGUAUCUGAUCUGGGAUAUUUGUUCUGAGAAAAUAUGGCAUUGGGGAAGUAUUCCCGAGUUGGCGGGAGGAAGUCAUCAAAUUAUUGUUCUACAGUUACUGUAGUUAUGUUUGUAGGUUUUUGUUUGGUGGGGGUUUGGAUGUUAAUGUCAUCAUCGGUUGUACCCAUUCAGAAUUCAGAAUCUUCAUCUCAGGCAAUUAUAGAUGAAGUGAAACAAACACUAAAUGAGUCUGAGAACUUCAAAGACACUUCAAGUGAGUUACCUAAGGAUGAAAUACUACGGGAUGGCAAUGAUAUGCCUAUAAAAGUGACUGAGAACUUCAAAGACACUUCAAAUGAGUUACCUAAGGAUGAAAUACGAGGGGAUGGCAAUGAUAUGCCUGUAAAAGAGUCGGAGAACAUAGUGAUGGAUACUCAGGAAGAGAAGAGUGUGACGGAGAGCAAUGAUGAAUCUACUGUGUCUAGCAAUACAGUAAAUGAAGAGCAGGAAGAGAAUUUAGUGAAGGAGAGUUCUGACGAGAAGAUUAAGUCUGAAGAGGAGCCUAAGACACAGGUUGAAAAUGAUGAGGGUGGAAGAAGGUCAGAGGGUGAAUCUAAAUCUGGGUUUGGAGAUUCAAAAUCAGAAGCUGGACGUGGAGAAACAAAUAAAAUUGCACAGACUGAAUCAGAGGGGAGUUUGGGUGAAAACAAAACUGAGUCAGUUGAGGUUAGUCAGACUGAUAGGGAGGUUUCUCAAAAUCAGGAUAAGAAUUUAGAUCAAAAUAUUGGAAACAAUAACAAAAAUUCAGAACAAAAAAUUGGAGACAACAAUAAGAAUUCAGAACAAAAAAUUGGAGACAAUAACAUGGAAAACAAUGAAAAGGUUAAGGAGUCAAUUGAAAAUUUCCCUGCUGCUGAACAGUCAGAUAUUUUGAAUGAAACCAAUACUCAAAAUGGUGCCUGGUCAACUCAAGCAAUUGAGUCUCAAAAGGAGAAGGAAUCACAACAAUCUUCCAUAUCGAAGGACCAAAAUCAUUAUAAGUGGAAACUCUGUAAUGCAACUGCUGGGCCAGACUACAUCCCUUGCCUUGACAAUUGGCAAACUAUCAGAAGGCUUCGAAGUACAAAGCAUUAUGAACAUCGAGAACGGCACUGCCCUGAAGAAGCUCCCACCUGUGUUGUUCCCUUGCCGGAAGGAUAUAGACGCUCAAUUAAGUGGCCUAAAAGCAGGAGUAAGAUAUGGUACUAUAAUGUUCCACACACAAAGCUUGCAGAGAUUAAGGGCCACCAAAAUUGGGUUAAAGUUGAUGGUGAAUACCUUACUUUUCCUGGUGGUGGAACUCAGUUCAAGAAUGGUGCUCUUCAUUACAUUGACUUCAUUCAAAAUUCACAUCCUGACAUUGCGUGGGGGAGUAGAAGUCGUGUAAUAUUGGAUGUUGGUUGUGGUGUGGCCAGCUUUGGAGGUUUUCUUUUUGAAAAAGAUGUCCUUGCAAUGUCAUUUGCUCCCAAGGAUGAGCAUGAAGCCCAAGUGCAAUUUGCUCUUGAGCGGGGAAUCCCUGCCAUAUUAUCUGUUAUGGGCACCAAGAGACUACCAUAUCCCAGUUCAGUGUUUGAUCUUAUCCACUGUGCCCGAUGUAGGGUCCCUUGGCAUAUUGAAGGUGGCGCUCUUCUUUUGGAGCUCAAUCGCGUCUUGCGACCUGGUGGUUACUUUGUCUGGUCUGCCACUCCUGUUUACCAAAAGCUUCCAGAAGAUGUUGGCAUUUGGAAAGCAAUGUCUGAGCUAACAAAGUCAAUGUGCUGGGAUUUGAAGACUAUUAAGAAGGACAAAUUGAAUGGUGUUGCUGCAGCAAUAUAUCAAAAGACAACAUCAAAUGACUGUUAUAAGAAAAGACCUAAAAAUGAGCCUCCACUAUGCAAUGAGUCUGAAGAUCCUAAUGCUGCCUGGAAUGUAUCCCUUAAGCCAUGCAUGCAUAGAAUACCAGUAGACAAGUCAAAGCGUGGGUCUCAAUGGCCUCUGCAGUGGCCGCUAAGGUUGGAGAAACCACCUUAUUGGUUGAAUUCUGAGGUUGGCGUUUAUGGCAAAGCUGCUCCUGAGGAUUUCACUGCUGACUACCAGCAUUGGAAGCAUGUUGUUUUUAAUUCAUAUUUGAAUGGUAUAGGGAUCGACUGGUCUAACGUGAGGAAUGUUAUGGACAUGAGAGCUGUAUAUGGAGGGUUUGCUGCAGCGUUGAAAGACUUGAAAAUGUGGGUUAUGAAUGUUGUUCCCAUUGAUUCUCCAGACACACUACCAAUAAUCUAUGAAAGGGGUUUGUUUGGAUUAUAUCAUGAUUGGUGUGAGUCAUUCAGUACCUACCCUAGAACUUAUGAUCUUCUUCAUGCUGAUCAUCUCUUGUCAAUUAUCAAAAAGAGGUGCAAUUUGAAGGCGGUUAUUGCAGAAGUUGAUAGGAUUCUGAGGCCAGAUGGAAGCCUGAUUGUACGAGACAAUGUGGAAACGAUUAGUGAGGUUGAGGGCUUGGUUAAAUCCCUACAGUGGGAAAUCCGAAUGGUUUACUCCAAAGACAAUGUAGGAAUGCUUUGUGCUCACAAGACUUAUUGGCGACCCACAGAGUCAGAAACCAUUAAGUCAGCUAUUAUCUAAACAUGGGGUUUCAAGUUUCAACUAGUGUCAUCUACUCUCCGUGGCUGCUGGAAAUUUGACAUUUGCUUAUUAGAUAUAUGUUUGCUUUCCUUAGCAGCAGCUCCAGCAUGCAAUAGCUGUAGUUCUGAAAUAGGAAGUGUAAAAUUUUACAGUUGAUCAUUCUUUAACAGCCCUUGUUUUCUUUAUUGUUUCUGCCAUAGAUAUACCCUCCCUAAAUUGGAGGGAGUUCUGAUUGUAUUACAGUAUAUCUUAUGAACAUCAAUGACAAUUAAAUCCAAUUUUGUUACAA